AUGAAGGGAAAAGCACCCCGAAGAAGAUUAUUACCAUUUGCGGUGGGCAAAAUAUUCUUACGGUGGAUUUUUACAAAAGCAGAAUUAUUGUUAUUUAUUUACCGUGUGUUUUGGUAUGCGACUCACAUCCACUCAUCGAUGAAUAGCAGCGUAGAUUUUUUCGAAAGCCUCAUUGACGAGGAUGGACGCUUUGCUGAACCUAACUGCCAAGAACCGGCACAGCAGGCUCAAAGACGAAGAGUCAAUACAGUGCAACGCCCAAGGCCAUUGAUUCAAGCUGAGAAUAUAAACAAUGGCGGUGGUUUAUCGCUUUCGCCCCCACAUACAAUUUCCCAACGUGAGACGGGAACACAAGUUUCUCAAUGCUACAGUGGCCCACCUUCGCCAUGUGGAUCGACGAGUUCUACAUCAUCACCUACAGUAUCCCCUGCGCCUCCCCCGGGAACUUUGACCUUAGAUCCUAACUGGCAAGCUACGAAACCUACUGUCAGGGAAAGGAAUGCAGCUAUGUUCAACAAUCAAUUAAUGGCUGAUAUCACAUUUAUAGUUGGUGGACCUGGACACACACAAGUAAUACCUGCACAUAAAUAUGUUUUGGCGACUGGCAGUUCAGUCUUUUAUGCAAUGUUUUAUGGAGGCUUAGCUGAGUGUAAGCAAGAAAUUGAAGUUCCCGAUGUUGAACCAUCAGCUUUCCUGACCUUACUUAAGUAUUUAUAUUGUGAUGAAAUUCAAUUGGAAGCAGAUACAGUUCUUUCGACAUUGUAUGUUGCAAAGAAAUAUAUAGUUCCACAUCUUGCAAGGGCUUGUGUGAAUUAUUUGGAAACUAGUCUCACAGCAAAAAAUGCUUGUUUGCUGUUAAGUCAAUCUCGUUUGUUUGAAGAACCAGAGCUCAUGCAGAGAUGCUGGGAAGUUAUAGAUGCACAGGCUGAGAUGGCCCUAACUUCCGAAGGUUUUGUUGACAUUGACGUCUCUACUUUAGAAUCAGUAUUGGCUAGAGAGACACUCAAUUGUAAGGAAAUAAAUUUGUUUGAAGCUGCUUUAGCAUGGGCACAUGCUGAGUGUAUGCGGAGAGAAAUAGAUGCUACACCAAAUAACAAAAGAGCCAUGCUAGGCAGUGCCAUAUAUUUGGUUAGAUUUCCAACCAUGACAUUAGAAGAAUUUGCAAACAGUGCAGCACAACUUGGCAUUUUAACACCUAAGGAAACUAUAGAUAUAUUUUUGCAUUUCACUGCUUCAAGCAAGCCACAAUUAUCAUAUCCAGUAAAAGCAAGAGCUGGACUAAAAGCUCAGAUUUGCCAUAGAUUUCAAUCAUGUGCAUACAGAAGUAAUCAAUGGAGAUACAGAGGUAGAUGUGACUCAAUACAAUUUUGUGUUGAUAAAAGAAUAUUUGUUGUUGGUUUUGGUCUAUAUGGAUCAUCAAACGGAGCAGCAGACUAUAAUGUUAAAAUUGAGUUGAAAAGAUUAGGGAGAGUUUUGGCAGAAAAUAAUACUAAAUUCUUCUCAGAUGGCUCGAGUAACACAUUUCAUGUAUAUUUUGAGAAUCCAAUUCAAAUCGAACCUGAAUGUUUUUACACAGCUUCAGCUAUAUUGGAUGGAAGUGAACUAAGUUAUUUUGGACAAGAAGGACUAAGUGAAGUUUAUAUGGGAACUGUAACAUUCCAAUUUCAUUGCUCAUCAGAAAGUACAAAUGGAACAGGAGUGCAGGGUGGUCAAAUCCCUGAGCUUAUCUACUAUGGCCCCACCAUUAAUUCUACAAUGGUCAACACAAAUACAAUUGAGGAC
Molecule: messenger RNA, 1782 nt
Organism: Brenthis ino (lesser marbled fritillary)
Lineage: Eukaryota; Metazoa; Arthropoda; Insecta; Lepidoptera; Nymphalidae
Source: the annotation of a GenBank genome assembly